AUGAGAACAGAGAGUCACGGAGGAGACGGAGGCCGGAGGGACGGAGAGGACGGAGAGGACAGAGAGGACGGAGAGGACACGGUGCUGGUACUCACACCGAGCGGCUUCAGUCCCGGCGGCGGGCGGCGGGCGGGCGGUGCAGGCGGCGGAGGAAUGGGGGCGACUCCAUCCGAGGAGGAGGAAUCAGAUAAAGAGGGGAAACAGAAGGAGCAGGAGCAGGAGGCUCGGACGUUGCGUCGCUGGAAUCGCGUCUGUCGCAGAAACUGUCGCACUGCUGUGAAAUCAGUGACAUUUUAUUGGCUGGUUCUGCUCCUCGUCUUCCUCAACACCUCUCUCAGUGCGUCCGAGCACUACAACCAACCUGACUGGCUGACAGAAGUCCAGGACAUCGCCAACAAGGUGCUGCUGUCUCUGUUCACGUUGGAGAUGCUGUUGAAGAUGUACAGUCUGGGUCUGGCUCAUUACUUCGUGGCGUUCUUCAACCGCUUCGACUGUUUCGUGGUGUGUGGCGGCAUCGUGGAGACCAUCCUGGUGGAGUUGGGCAUCAUGCCUCCUCUGGGGAUCUCCGUGCUGCGCUGCGUCCGCCUCCUGCGGAUCUUCAAGGUCACACGCCAUUGGACGGCUUUGUCCAACCUGGUCGCGUCCCUACUGAACUCAAUGAAGUCCAUCGCCUCCCUGCUGCUCCUCCUCUUCCUCUUCCUCAUCAUCUUCGCUCUGCUCGGCAUGCAGCUGUUCGGAGGAAAGUUCAACUUUGACGAGACGCAGACCAAACGCAGCACGUUUGACGCCUUCCCACAGGCGCUGCUCACCUGCUUCCAGAUCCUGACAGGCGAGGACUGGAACGUGGUCAUGUAUGACGGCAUCAUGGCGUACGGCGGCCCCGUGUUUCCAGGGAUGAUCGUCUGCGUUUACUUCGUCAUCCUCUUCAUCUGUGGAAACUACAUCCUGCUGAACGUCUUCUUGGCCAUCGCCGUGGACAACCUGGCUGGCGGAGAUGGAGACGACAAGAAGAAAGAUAAAAAGGAGGGAGCGGAGGAGGAGGAGUUGGAGGGGGAGGAGGAGGUCGAAGACGGAGAAGUGAAGGUGGACAUUGACGAAGACACCGAGUAUGAGGAGGAAGAGGAGCUUCCUGAAGGAGAAGACGAUGCGGGGGUCCAAUUAAAGAUGGCCGACCUUGCUCCACCUAAAGAGAAGGUCCUUCCAAUCCCAGAAGGCAGUGCGUUCUUCUGCCUCAGCAACACAAACCCUAUCCGUGUGGCCUGUCACACUCUGAUCCAUCACCACAUCUUCACCAACCUCAUCCUCGUCUUCAUCAUCCUCAGCAGCUGCUCAUUGGCUGCUGAGGAUCCAAUCAGAGCCCACUCCUUCAGGAACAAC
Paralichthys olivaceus (Japanese flounder) is the source of this 1377-nucleotide messenger RNA. Lineage: Eukaryota; Metazoa; Chordata; Actinopteri; Pleuronectiformes; Paralichthyidae. The record is from RefSeq and is a predicted model, not a curated record.